This is a messenger RNA of Manis javanica (Malayan pangolin), 4760 nucleotides long. It is a transcript of the gene TLCD4, whose product is annotated as TLC domain containing 4. NCBI's taxonomy places the organism in Eukaryota, Metazoa, Chordata, Mammalia, Pholidota, Manidae. The record is from RefSeq and is a predicted model, not a curated record. Gene Ontology annotation, biological process: lipid homeostasis. Gene Ontology annotation, cellular component: membrane; endoplasmic reticulum.
CAGCAACAAAAAUUCAAAUCCUACUUCCCCAACUUGACAGCAGAGGGGCUCACGGUGUGGGUGGACAGCUAGUGAGUGCACUUUCGAGGUAUUUUUCAGGGAUUCCGGAGAGAGCGUGCAUCUUCCACACGCGCUCCCUACGCAUUCUGGAAUGCACCUGCAGCCCCAAACAAGGUCAGGUCUGAACAUUUCGGUCAAGUCAGACGUGGCAGGAAAAAUCAGCAAGUGGCCUUUCAUUUCCUUCCUGAUGAUCAAACUAUGCACUUCAGCCAUGCAGAAUUGGGGCAUUUAAGGCAGAAUGUAAACUCACAGUUGCAAAGAUUUUUGGUUACGUGGAGAGCCCAGGUUGAAGAAAUAUGGAUACCAACACCAAAGUGGUCAUCAGCACUAUUUUUACCAGCUUUUUCACCUUUCAGCUUCUUUUCUACUCUGGUAGUAUCUACAUGUCAUUCUUUGGUGGUUGGGGUUUUGGGCCUGUACAUUUUCUUCUUUGAUGAGGCCAGCAAAGCUGAUCCACUUUGGGGUGAUCCAUCGCUUGUGAAAGUGAAUAUUGCUAUUUCUUCAGGCUACAUCAUUUCUGAUUUGUUGCUUCUCAUUUUGUACUGGAAAGUGAUUGGUGACAAAUACUUUAUAAUCCACCAUUGUACAGCACUGUAUGCAUACUUCUUUUUACUGAAGGACGGAGUGCUAGGAUACAUUGGGAAUUUUCGCCUGCUUUCAGAACUUUCCAGCCCUUUUGUGAAUCAACGGUUCUGGACGGUCCCUCACAGCCCUGUUGGGGUUUCCACUCUGUUCUCCAGCUGCAGCGCUCCCCGUGGUGUCAGCCCAGUCCUGUCAAGUCAAAGGGCUUGGGAAAGGGCUAGAGGUCCCGGGAAUAAGGCUCUUCCAUGGAGUCUGGUGGCUGGCCCAGGAACCGGAGGCUGCUGCAGAUGGUGAUACCUGUACCUUGCAGGAUUGACCCCCUGGGGGAGGUGGUCUUUGGAUGGUGAGAGGAGGGACAAAAGUUCAAAGGGUGGAGCAGAAGCCACGGUGUGCUGGAGCAGGAGCAGGGAGGCUGCAGGGACUACAUUAGGCCUCCAGGUUCUGUUUAUGAAUUGUUAAGAAGCAAAAGGAGAGGCACUCUAAAACGUUCCCCCUUGGCCCACAAGCAGGCUCCUAGUCAGCCUCUCUCCUGCCCAUCUGUCACCUGCUACUCACUGACUCAUUCUAAAACACAUCUUCAAUUGGUGUCAGAAUUUCUAAUACUCUAUUUUCAAGUCUAAACUACUUAAGCCAAAUUUAAGAUUCCCAAUAAUAUUACCCUACCCUAACUAUUCAAGUUCCACCAGGUGGGUGCCCACUGUCUGUACCUGCUCAUCCAGCUACAAGCCCUCACACUCUGUCUGUCUAGCCCAGAGGCCCUUCCCUCUCACAGAUCUGUCACCUACUCAGCCUCGAUGCACAGAUUAAUAGAAUUGUUUUUUUUUCACACUAAAAACAAAAUAAACACAUUUAGUUAGAGUUCUGAGGAAGAAGUUAAUAAAAUCGUUUUUAUAUGUAUUAAGUACCGGCUAGAUGACCAAGUGAGUUUCUGGAACAACCUGGAUAGAUAAGUUCAUUCUUACCUGAGCCCGGAUCUCAGCACUUUCUGUCCUGGGUGAUCUUCUAUGAUUGUAGCUGAGCUGUUAAUGUUUCUCUCAGCCUAAAGGACAGAGAAAUUAGUUCACCCACUCCCACUGCCUGGGCAAGUAGUAGGAGCUCAGGUCUCUUCAGGAUUCAGCAUAGAUUUUGCUAUUUUUGAGUAAAUGGUGGAGAGACCCUUUUCACUGGGAGUUGGGAAACUGGAUUCCAAUUCUGACUCUACCACUGAAUAGUGACCAUCUCAGGCAAGUGCUUUCACCUUGCUGUCAUUUGUUUUUUCAUCUGAAAAGUGAGAGGUUGAACUGGAUGAAUUGAGGGCCCUUUUUCUUUCAAAUGCUAUCAUUCUCUGAUAAUGAUGAUUAGAAUCAAGGCUAGGUGAUAGCCCAGGGUAUGGCAGGCUAUGAGCAUAAUUCUUGUCUGACAGCAAUUCUAGAAUAUUAGUUUCAGUUGUGUAAGCUUUUGGAGGUGCCUUAAAUUCUAUCUUUGAUUGUGACCGUGUACCCUUGAGUAAGACCACUUGUUUAUGACUCCAUCUUCCUCACUUGCAAGAUGAGAUGAUAUCACUUACAAUCAAUGAACCUUGCCAAAAGGGAUGAGUAUACUAUUUUCUGAGUGUGCUUUAAUAUUCUUAGGGGGAAGAGAUGAAGUUUUAAUGAUGUACUUUCCCACUAUACUUGCAGCCAAGUUGAUUUUUUUUUAAUGCUCUUCCUAAUGUUAACCUUUGGAAGAUGUAAACAUUUGAUCCAAAUACAGAACCCAUUUUCUUUGUUUCUCAGAAUAAAAUAUUGUCAGAAAGGAAAACAGAUGACUAAUGAAAAUGUAAAUAGUAAGUUAUUUAUUCCUUUGUCACCAAAACAAAACACCUGAAUCCUCUAAUAAUCUUGAGAAACCAGUCUAUCACUAAUGAGUCAAUUAGCUUGGUUGACUUAGUACUGGGUAAUCAGGCUUUUCCUAAGAUUCCUGUGUUCUUAGUGACCCUAAACGUGGGCUGCUGGGGUCUUUUGUGGGUAUGCAGAGUCAAGGCCAGGACGAAUGAAGAUGAGGAAUUAGUCCAACAAUGUUUAUUGUUGGAGACUUAGUUGGGUGAUACCCUUAAUUGUUUCCUGCAACUCUAUUGGUCUUUAGGUGACUGGUGAUGGAGUUAUCUGUAGUGAAGACCCACACCAGAUUUUUACAAUCAAUAGAUGGACUUUCACGUUAUAUCAUGAAGGAAAAUAAUGUAAGAAGUAAAUCCUCAUUGCUCUAGGGGAAAAUGUGAAUGAUUCCUUAUCAUUGUAAUUAGCAAAAAUCAAUGCUAAUAAGGACUUAUAUUCUAAAGAAUGUAGUGAAAAAUGAUUUAAAAAAAUUUAAACAUGACUAAAAUGAAAACUUUUUAAAUAAGAGGCACCUAAGCUGUUUAUUAAAAAUGUAAAUCCAGAAGGAAGAAGUCUAUACUUCAUUGUCUAUCCCCUUCAUGACCCUCCAGUCAUUAACUUCAACUAUUAAACAUCCUUAUUUGGGAUCUAACCAAAUGUCUACAUUUCCUUUGCUUAACUCAGACUCCAGAGACCUGCUGAAAAAUCAUUCAGCCCUGUGUAAUUGGAGCCAUCACAAAUUUAUGACCUCAGUCAUUCACUUAAAAAACAUUUAUCCUCUACGUACCAGGAACCAUGCAAGGCUGAGGGUAUAAACACUGAAUAAACUGUCAGGGUCCUUGCCCACAGGGAAAUGGAAGGGAAUAAGAGAUAAGGGAUAGGAAAGCAGAGAGUAAGAUAAGUGACUCUGUAAGGUGUGUCUUUCCUUUCUGAUCCCAGAUCUAGCCUAGUUUCACAUAUAUAGUAAGUCACUCAAUCAGAAAACAUCUAGUCAGCACUUACUAUGUGUCAGGCUCUGUUUCAGGCCCUGGAGAUACAUCAGUGAACAAGGCAGACAAUGAACGCCCUCCUUUCUUAGAACUUAUAUUCCAGCCAUUGAAGAAUGACAGUAAACAAGUCUGUAAAAAAGAAUGCAAGGUAAUUUCAGGUAGUAAUAAGUGCUAAGAAAUAAAAGGCAGUGGGAGUUGGGGGACAUUUUAGAAAGACCGCUUUGAGGAGAUGGUAUCAUUUACAAAAGGUAAGCAAGUGCAGAAUCAUGUUGGGUCUCUAGGCCACGGUAAGGUGUUGGGGGUAUCAGCCUGCUUAGAAUAAGCAUUCCAGGUUUCAAGCACUCCAGGUGAGAAGUGAUGGGGGGCUUAAAUGAAGGCUUUCAAAUAUUUUUUACCACAAUCCACAAGAGGAAACAUAUUUUAUGUGGUGACUCAGUACAUAAACACAUAUGCAUAAACAACAAUUUCAUGAGACAAUACCCUUACUAUGAGUGAUGUGCUCUGAGAUUUUCUAUUUGAUUUCACUAUAAAAGAAGAAAUACUGGUUGUCACCCACUAAAUUGAUUUCAUAACUCACCAAUGGGUGGCAACUCACAGUUUGUAAAAUGCUGGUUCUGACUAAAAGUGCUGACAGUAUAGAUGGAGAGAAAUGAAUGGAUUCAGGAUAUAUUUUAGAAGUAGAGUUGUCAGUGGUUAUUGAUGGACUUGUGGGAAGGUAAGAAAAAAAGCCUGAUAAAUGAUGAUUAUCUAUGAUUCUGUCUUGAAUGAAUGGGAGGAUGGCAGUCCUAUAUCCUAAUAGGGUGAAGACCUAGAAAGGAAAUGUUUGAAGGGAGGGGUGGAGUGGAAGGGGGAUCAAGAAAUCUUCUCUAAACACUUCAAAAAAUUCUGAUGAUGUGUGUCCAUGUGCAUAGAGAUUUGUAAUAAUAAUUGUUAAAAUUACAGGUCAAUAGUAAAAAAAUCUUUUUAUAUAGACUCUUAAAAAUACUUAUGAAAUGUUCUUUUUAUUUUCACCAUAGAAAUAUAACCUGCUUAUUAAAAUAAAGGAGAAAGAAAUGUGAUUCGUCAUCUUGCCACAUAGCAAUGACCAUGGUUAACUUUUUAAUGUUUCCUUAAUGCAACAUUAUCUAUGCAUUUUUGGGGGGGAUCACCUAAGGUUUUGUAAAGAUAAUUGUUUAGGAUUAGAAUUAUGUAAACUGUUUAUAGAUAAUUAGUUUAUUUGGAGUCAGGGAAGGUCAUGAUUAUUGAUGCUUAUUGAAUAGCUUUGUUUUCAUAAUAAUAAAGUGAUUUUAAUGGGAAA